Messenger RNA from Argiope bruennichi, 1427 nucleotides. RefSeq names its product heterogeneous nuclear ribonucleoprotein A1, A2/B1 homolog. Gene Ontology annotation, molecular function: RNA binding. NCBI's taxonomy places the organism in Eukaryota, Metazoa, Arthropoda, Arachnida, Araneae, Araneidae. The transcript has 8 exons. The coding region runs from base 118 to 1014 and encodes 298 amino acids. The record is from RefSeq and is a predicted model, not a curated record.
CGGCAUUCUUUGUUAUAACCGCUCUUCCUAGUGCGUUUAGUGACUUACCGGCACUUGUAAUUAGGGGGAAAAAAAAAAAAAUUGUUGAAAAUCUCAAAUAUUUUAAGAAAUUCCAAAAUGGCAGACCAUGAAUCUGAACCUGAACAAUUCCGUAAGCUGUUUAUUGGUGGGUUGAACUACAAAACAUCGGAGGAAGCAUUAAAAGCCCAUUUUGAACGAUGGGGUGAGAUAGUAGAUUGUGUUGUCAUGCGAGAUCCUCAUACAAGAAAGUCACGUGGUUUUGGCUUCGUGACAUACAAGCGUGCCCAUAUGGUUGAUGAUGCUCAGGCUGCCAGACCUCACGAAAUAGAUGGAAGAGAAGUUGAACCAAAGAGGGCUGUGCCUAGAGAAGAUUCAGGAAAGCCAGAAGCUCAAAUAACAGUGAAGAAAUUGUUUGUGGGUGCUUUAAACGAAGAUGUAGAAGAGGAAGACUUGAAGGAUUAUUUUAGUCAGUAUGGAAAUAUAGUGAGUGUGAGUAUCGUCAUUGAUAAAGGCACUGGAAAAAGAAGAGGCUUUGCUUUUGUUGAAUUUGAUGAUUAUGAUCCAGUAGAUAAAGCUGUGUUGCGCAAACACACAAUCAAAGGCAAGAAAGCUGAGGUGAAAAAAGCAUUGUCCCGUCAAGAAAUGGAUAAUAUUAAACGAUCAAAGGAGAUGAGAUCAUAUGGAGGUCGUAGUGGAGGUUAUGGAGGAUAUGGUGGAGAUAGUUAUGGAUAUGGUGGUGCUAGUGCAUGGGGAAAUGGAGGUGAUUAUGGUAAUGGAUAUGGAAGUUCUGAUUAUGGCUCUGGCGGUGGAUGGGGAGGUUACUACUCAUCCGGCUAUGGUGGUGGUGGGCCUGUUCGAGGUAGUAGUGGUUAUUCACAGAGAAGUCAGGGACCUUAUGUUGGUGGUAGCAGUAGAGGGAAAAGUUCAAGCUAUUCAGGUGGUGGCAGCUAUUCCAGUGGACGAAGUGGAGGCUAUGGGGGAUACCGACGAUAAAUGAUUUUCAGUGCAGUCUUGGGGAAUUUUAAACUGUCAUAGCCAGCAUUCCCACUGUGUAAGCCAUUGCACAGUAGGUGAUAGCAGUUAGAAGAGAGGUCGUGAAAGAAUUGAAGUGUAAUAGGCAGGAGCAGGAUUUUGAGGAUACAGCUAAGUGUAGCUCAUCAGUGCCAGAGAAAGGAAUGAUUUAACUUCACCUACAUUUCAUAUUGUAUCUUUUACAUUCCACAUUUAAUCAUUCGGGUCAACUUUUCACUUUUAAAUUCCCCAAGACUGAAUCUCGAUGUAGCUUUUCAUUAUUUUCAUUGUUACAUUUUAAAACCCAUUGUAAAACAUGCAGGAAGUGGAUCUGUAUGGCAUUGCAUUGUCAGCUUAUCAUAAAUCUUUUUACUUAAAUAAAUAGGUGUGUUUAA